Molecule: messenger RNA, 1109 nt
Organism: Lucilia sericata (common green bottle fly)
Lineage: Eukaryota; Metazoa; Arthropoda; Insecta; Diptera; Calliphoridae
Exons: 3
Coding region: 291-1034 (247 amino acids)
Source: RefSeq, a predicted model, not a curated record
CUCUGGUGUCGAUUGGAUCAAAACCAUAUGUUUUUUGUUUAUAAAAUUUCUUUUAACAACAAUGUAAAGACAACAUAAAUAAGAAAUUACUUUUUAUGUUUAAAAUAUUGACGGUCUCAUUUUAUAAAAUGAAACGACAAACGUUCAAAAAAUUUUUUAAAAAAAAUAGAUGUUCAAGUGAUGCUACUUUAUUGGUUGUUGGUAUUUUAGCAAGUUGUACAAAUUUGUCGCAACGUGAAUGUACGUGUUGUGCAGAUCAAUAAUCAAUUUAUUUAUAAAAAGGAUAAAAAAUGGAAGAUACAAGCAAGUUGCGUAGUUGUAUAGAAUUAUACAAAACUAUGCCGGAACUGUGGAACUGCAAAAAUGAAAAUUAUAAAAAUAAAAACAUUCGCAAUAAGAGGUAUAAUAAACUAUUAAUUGAAUAUAAAAAAGUGAAAAAAGAUGCUACACUUGAUGAAUUAAAGAAGAAAAUCGCCAAUAUGCGUACGUGCUAUCGCCGCGAAUUAAGGAAAGUCCUUAGAAGCAAAAAGUCUGGAGCAGAUGACAUUUAUGUAUCAAAUUUAUGGUACUAUGACUAUUUUGAUUUUUUGCGAGAUGUGGAAAUGCCAGGUCGAACGAAUUUAAGUUCAGAUGAAGAAGAAAGUGGUAUUAUAAAAGUGGAAAAGAAGCAGGUAUCCAAGAAAUCAUUAGCAGCCGACACAAGAAUUGAAUUACUUAAGAAAGCGGUCGAUCAUUUAGAGUCAUCUUCAAAAAUUGCAAGAGUCGAAGACGAAGCUGAUACUUAUGCAAAUGGAUGGGCUUACAUGUAUAAGCAAAUGAAUACAAAUCAACAAUUAUUUGCCAAACGAGCAAUCGAAGAAAUUUUAAUAUUGGGACGAUUCAACAAAUUGAAUUUUGACACUGUACAAUGUAUUACCAAUCAAUCUGCUAAUUUCCACACUUCAAUUUCAAGAGAUACUACACCAUGUUCUACCCCCUCGAUACCGGUAAAUUUCAAUGAAGACUCUAUCCAUUUUCCAAAGAAUGAAUCAUGAACGCUAAGAAAUAAUUAACAAAUAAAUUUUAAUUUUUGUUUUAAAAAAUAAACUCAUCUUUGGUGAAGAGAUUUA